CAUUUUGUGCCAGGAUAGGCUCCAGCACCCCUGCAAUGGGAUAAAGCAUUAGAAAAUGGAUGGAAAAGCCACAUGUAAACAAUGGUAAAAGGCCACAGCAAACAGUCAAUCAAGUGCCAAGAUCAAAAGAACCAAAAAAUGAUGCCAAGCAGGAAGAACGUGACUGAAGCCAAGUGAAUACAGGCAUCACCUUCAGAAGACAAAGUGCCUUGGCAGGUGUCAUUCUGAAGAGCCGAUUGAAGAUGGGUAGAGUUCUGCUUGUCCUCGCAGCACUGCAGCUGCUGUGUUUCGAUGAGUUGGUCAAGGCUCAAACAGGACAAUUCUACUCAUUUGGGAUCAACAGUGGAGACGCGGUCAGCCCCCAGAUUGAUGAUGGAAGCUCUCCUGUAGUCUCCCUUGCUGUCAGCUUUCCCUUUUUUGGACAAAUAUACCGCCAGUUAUACGUGAACAACAAUGGCUUCAUAACAUUUGACAGUCCCUCAAGUACCUAUGUCCCCUUUCGAUUUCCAGCCCGCUCAGGCAUUGAUAUCAUUGCACCAUUCUGGACAGAUCUUGACAACAGAAACAAUGGGAUCAUCUCAUACCGACAGAUCACCUUUGGAAGUGUCCUUCAACAGGCUACACGUGACAUCAACCAAUACUUCCCUCAGAUUCAAUUUACAGCCAGAUGGGUUUUUAUAGCAACUUGGGAUAGAGUGGCCUACUACCCAACCAGUGGAACGGAAACUACAUUCCAGGUCGUUCUCAUCUCAGGUGGAACAUAUUCAUUCGUUCUCAUGAAUUAUGGAAUUAUAGCAGCAACUGGCAGAGGUGUGGAGGCUGGAUACGACACAAGAACCUCAGACCACCAUUUUCUCAUCCCUGGAUCUUUUGAAAGCAACAUUACCAAUCUGAUGCACACCAGCAACGUCAAUGUUUUGGGACGCUGGGCAUUUCAUACCGAUUCUGGAAACACCGGCUGCAUGUUUAAUGGCAAUCCAGUGCAAGUGGGAGACAGCUUUUGGAGUGACAGUACAUGCCAGAGUAAGUGCACCUGUGUGAGCAGUGGCAAUCUGAGAUGCCAAAGUCAGCCGUGUGGCUUCGACCAGGUGUGCCAGGUCUCCACUUUCCAGUACUCCUGCCAGACUGUGCAGAGAAGGACCUGCACCAUUGCAGGGGACCCCCACUACUACACCUUCGACGGCAGACUCUUUCACUUCCAGGGCACCUGCACAUACGUUCUCUCCCAGACCUGUGGCAGCAGAGCCCAGGG
Messenger RNA from Lepisosteus oculatus (spotted gar), 1252 nucleotides. The record is from RefSeq and is a predicted model, not a curated record. NCBI's taxonomy places the organism in Eukaryota, Metazoa, Chordata, Actinopteri, Semionotiformes, Lepisosteidae.